GUUGUUCAAGUAGUCAUUACAUUCUUUCGUAAAGUCUAGUUUCGAAGCACAGUUGUGCAUUUCCGACGCGUAAAUUUAGCGUACCCGGUUGGGCUCGACCGCGUACUUAGGCUGGCCAAUGUUAUGUGAGUCACAAGCUUGUCAUUGAUACCCGAGUAGUCAUACAUGGUGUAAGCACACAAGCACGCGUAGCACACGACUGCAAUGGCCACAGAUCUGCCGAGUGGCGGGUUGGGAAGCCCAACGGAGACGAAGACGGUUACGGUCUCUUCAACGCCUCCGCUGGUUGGCUCUUUGGCGGGGUCUAACGGUGCGGUUAUCAACCUCGCAUUUGCCAAUGCUGAUCUUGUGCAACGAGCAGCAGGCUUGCCUCUGCCUCAGCAGGUGACACCGCAAGUUGCCACAAUUACACUGACAAGAGACCUGCGCAACGACAUCCAGCUGAACUCUACUGCCCAGAAACCUAUCAUUGUCACAGUAUCUGGCCUGCCCGGUCUUGCUGCUGGCUCAAGGUCACAGUUGGGAACUCCCAUUUCGAUAUCUGGACAAUCGGGCGUGGUGUCGAUUGCGACAACUCAGGCCGCUAUCUCUGGGGAUAAGGUGUUGACAUGCCCCGUUCCGGCAGCCCAGCUGGGGACCGGGCACGGAACGGGAACGGUUGUUGUGACAACCAUGCCUCCUCCGACGUCUUCGGCUGCAGCAGUACUGGUUGGCAAGCCGGGAAGCUUUGCUGUGUUUCCGGCUUCGCAGAGUGUCUUUGGCACGGCACUCUUUGCCCCAACCCCGGUGACUACCGGCACUGCACAGCCGUUUGGGACCGUGAUAGCUGCUUCAGCACCGUCGGAGGCGACCACUUCCGUGACUCCAGCAACAACUCCGACGUCCACGGUGACUAUGGCGGUUUAUGCUGCGGCUCCUGCCACCACAAAUGUCACUGGCACUAGUGUUACAGGCAUCUCGACAAACGCAGUUGGAACGAACCAGACCUUUCAGACGAGGCUCGCCGGCACCGUGAUUCCUGGAACGACCAGUGUACCGGUCACAACCACCCUCCCCAUCACCAUUCCCUGCACCAUUGCAGCAGCCCCUAUCCCAGGAGCAGUUCCAGUAUCCGUAGCAGGAACCCUGUCUGGUACAGCGACGAGAACAAUAGCCGGAGCCAUGACAGCAGCCGUGCCCGUCUCCGUGGCAGCUACGGUACCCGCCAGUAUUGCGGGCACGGUACCGGUCACGGUGCAAGCAUCAAACGUCUACGUUGCGACGGACAUUACGAGCUCUACAGAGCCGAGAUCACUGUUGAUAGCUGGCACAACCGGUUCCAUGACGACGAGUACGGUGUCAAUGGUGUCGUCGGUACCUACACCCAUUGCUGCCACCAUCACCACAAGCGCAGGUAGUACGGCACCGACUGUGGGCAGCAGUGCGGCGUGUGUGAAUGGGGUCGUGCCCACCACAACAAGUACGACCAGUGCGGCGGACCCAGCGAACGCCGACUUUGACCCGAUUCAAGCAAUGGACUGGAAGGACGGGAUUGCGACUUUGCCUGGGAGCAACUUGAAGUUCCGUCUGACCGAAUUUGGCACCUUGGAAGUGGUGUCUGAGGAGCCGGAGACUCCGCCGACGGUGUCGCAGGCGGUGUCGCAGACGGUGAAGAUAGCUCCGAAGGUGUCUGAGCCCGAGAGCCCCCUGAAGGCCUUUGUGGUGCCCCAGUAUACAGCACCAUCCCCCAGCAGCGUGAAAGAAGAGAUUGUGACUUCGCAGAUGACAAGCCCAGGUUCAGAAUUGACAAAUGGCUGUCCAGAAGAUGCGAAGCCAAAAGAGAAAGGCACCGACGAGAUCAUCUGCUGCCAAUUCUGCAGUUGUCACGGCUUGCGGAGCGAGUUUGUCCGCGAUGGUCAUUUCUGUGGGCAACUGUGCUACGUGAACUACACAUCCAGAGAGAGGAUCAAAAGAAAAGAAGAAAUCAUAAAGAAGAAGAAAAGGAAGGUGACACCAAAUGGAGAGGAGGUGGACGAUUCACCUGACGAGGCUCCGCCGAGGAAAGAAAUCAAGCUGAGCUUCAGAGAGGAGUCAAACUCCUCGGAAGCGCAGCGACCGCCUCCGCCAAAGCCAAAGUGCAAACCUUUUGCCUGGAGCGAGUACCUGGAAAAGGAGAAGGUCAUCACGGCACCAGCGAAGUUGUUCAAAGAUUCUCAGGGCAUCCCAAUUGGGAAAAACGGAUUCCGUGUCGGGAUGAAGCUGGAAGCCAUUGACCCACGUCACCAGGCCAUGUUCUGCGUGGUGACAGUGGCCGAAACUGUCGGCUACAGGCUACGGCUUCACUUUGACGGCUACUCGGACUCUUUCGAUUUCUGGACAAAUGCGGACUCUCCGGAUAUUUUUCCUGCCGGCUGGUGCGAACGCACCAACCACGUCCUUCAGUCACCGAAAGGCUAUAAUCAGCAGUCUUUCAACUGGAAUCUAUACUUGAAGGCCUCCAGAGCUCAAGCUGCUCCGAAGCACCUGUUUGCUUGCAAGAAUGGUCAGCAGGUGACACCCGUGGGAUUCCGAGUGGGCAUGAAGCUGGAAGCCGUGGACAAGCGGCAGCCGGGUCUGGUGUGUGUGGCCACCGUGGCCGACCUCAUGGAAGGAGGUCGGUUCCUGGUGCACUUUGACGGACUCGAUGGAUCCUACGACUAUUGGGCGGAUCCCAGUUCACCUUACGUCCACCCAAUACACUGGUGUCGAGAUCAUAACUGCAGCCUCACGCCUCCAUCAUCCUUCAAGGGCCCUUUCUCGUGGGAGAAGUAUCUGGUGGAGACGAAGUCCCAGGCCGUUCCGGGACGUGCAUUCAAGCUGAGGGUGCCCCAAGGAUUCCGACGUGGCAUGCGACUCGAAGCCGUGGAUCCCAGGAACGCGCAGCUCGUUCGAGUCAUGUCUGUGAGCGCUGUGCAGACGCGGGGCUUGGUCCUCCACAUGGAUGGGUGGAGCCAGACCUACGACUUCUUCGUUGAGGAGGACAGUCAGGACAUUCACCCUGCAGGAUGGUGUGCAAAGACUGGCCAUCCACUGGAACCCCCACCUGAUUUUGGCCCCAAAUUGCCUGAUGCUCCAGGCAACUGCCCCACCCCUGGCUGCACAGGAGUUGGUCACAUAAAGGGACCGAAAUUUGCCAGUCAUCACAGCGCAUUCGGCUGUCCCUACUCGGAGCUGAACAUGGAGAAAGAACAGCAGCAGCAGCAGCAGACCGAUCGUCUGGGCAACACUCGCAAUGAGAUAAUGAUCGACAUAGUGCAUGUCGCCCAGGACACUCCCUCUGUGGAAACGACCACCACUUGCGACACUACGCCUAAAGGUGGCACUGUCGAAGGGCUCAGGCGCUGUCCAACUCCAGGAUGCAAUGGAAGUGGCCACCUGAACCAAAAGUACUCUGUGCACCACAAAGCUUCAGGAUGUCCGUUGGCAGGCGGAAAAUUGCAAGUCCCGGAAGCAGCCAAUGGAGACGACAGUAGUCAAGAUAGCAUGCAGGCAACACCUCCAUCAGCACCUCGGGGAAGGGGAAGGCCACGAAAAAACAAGACACCAACUCCAGUUGGCGCCAGUAAUCCAAAACAGGUCAAGAAUGAUGUGCCUACGAGGCAACCUGGGAACGGGAACGACCUGCACAAUUGUGUGCACCAGUCCGUGUUCUGCGGAAACGCGCAGCAGACGACGCAGGGUCCUUCUCCGCCAUCAGGUCCCGAGAAAUCCCUCUGCUGGGAACAGCACUCAAAGUUGAUGUCCAAUAUGGACCUAGUUUCCGGCUCUGUUGUCACUGGGUGGUCGGUCAGCCAAGUGGCCACCUUUGUCUGCUCACUGCCAGGAUGUCAAUCUGUGGCCAAGGCCUUCAGGGACGAGCAAAUUGAUGGAGAAGCCUUCCUGCUGAUGAACCAGUCAGACCUGGUGAGAAUCCUCCGCUUGAAGCUCGGGCCUGCACUGAAGAUCUAUAGUUGCAUACUCAAAUUUAGGAGCACCUGCGACCUUGACUGAUGUGUCCCGUGAAAUAUGAGUGUAUUCACCCUCUAAGUUAACUCCGGCCAAGGUAAAAAAAAGAAGGGUGCAGACUGUUGCCUACAUGCUGUGUUCAAGCAUGUCCAUUUCAUGUCGUCCCAUGUGUUUCAUUGAAUGGAAUGUUAUAAUCAAACCAGUGAACGGAAAUUCAAGAAAUGAUACGUCGCACCGCGAACUUGCAGGGUUCAACCGGUGUGCAGCGUCGUGCCAUAAUCGUAGAAGAGACGGGACUCAUUAUUUAUGAGCAAAUAACAUCCGUUGUGAUAGGUGAUGGUGACAGAAUGACUGUUGUUGAGCGAUUAAUUUGGCUUUUACUAUUUUAAAUAAAGCUAGGCCCUGGAAGGCUUGGAUAAUUUUUCAUCCCUUCUUUUCUGCCACACUCUUCGAGCGUUGAAGAUUUACUCACAACGUAUAACUGUGUUAAAAGAAAAAAAAUACUUGUGAGGCAUUUGCUCAAUCUCUGCCGGCCUGCCAAGUAGUGCAAGCACCGCUCAUGCAUCUAUUUUUCACUAUCAGCUCAGUACCGUAAUAUAGCUUACUUUUCACAUUUAUGUACAUAGCAAAAGUGGGUGUGCAAAGAGAUGUUUAUAAGUGUACAUAACCAAUCAUGUAUAGCAUUGUUGUGCAUUGAAUUCUUAGGCAAUUACAUUGUAGUAUUCACGGUGACAGCUUGCAGCUUUCAGUUCGAAGAUGUGCAAGUUGAUGUACUGUUCCAUGUCACACACAUACAAAUAUUCUUGUUAAGUUUGCAGUUUUUAUCUGCUGUCACUGAAUGUGUUGUCGAUUUUUGAGUUUGUAUGUGUCAAUUAUUGAGAAUAGAUUUUUUUGAUGAUGAUGAUGUUGCAAAUAAAGUGCUGUUAUACCACUCA
This is a messenger RNA of Ornithodoros turicata, 4898 nucleotides long. It is a transcript of the gene l(3)mbt, whose product is annotated as lethal(3)malignant brain tumor-like protein 3. Gene Ontology annotation, molecular function: histone binding; zinc ion binding; chromatin binding. Gene Ontology annotation, cellular component: nucleus. The transcript is spliced from 20 exons. The record is from RefSeq and is a predicted model, not a curated record. Lineage: Eukaryota; Metazoa; Arthropoda; Arachnida; Ixodida; Argasidae. The coding region runs from base 205 to 4008 and encodes 1267 amino acids. Gene Ontology annotation, biological process: negative regulation of DNA-templated transcription.